GCGAGGAAAUGACGUUGUUCCAGCAGGUGCUGUGUCCGAAGCUCCGCCUCUUUGACGUCGUUGGAAGGUACGGAACAAAGGAUUGGCGGAGACACUUGUUGGGGAGGAGUCAAAGUUCACGGACUGCACCGCCUGGAGGCAACUCUGUGGGGAGAACCGGUUCCACCCAGGUCUGGAAAAGUGAAGAAUCACCGGGCGAACAUUUCGGCAGCUCUCCGCCAUUUUUGUUGUGUGACUUUCCUGGCGAUACUCUAGACAUGACGGAGAAGCCGCCGUAGACACGCGACUCAAACCAGAUUUGUUCAUGUAGGAAGGUGAAAACUACAACAGAAGGCCAAAGACCAUCCGGCCGUAUGGUGAAGCCAGGCGUUCUGUGGAUGACGAUUCUGGUGGCAACUUGCUUCCAGUGUGUGGGCAGCAGAGCUGAUGAUGACUCUGAUGAUGAGAAAUUCCCCCUCAAACUGGCACAUCCCUUUCAUACGGACAGAAGGAAAACCCCGCCAUCUCAAGUAUGGACACCAUAUUUGCAGACAGGUCUUAAUAGCCAAGUCAGCACCACGGACAGGCACAUGGACCAGAAAAGAACGGAAAGAACGAAACAGCCGGAGGUUGUGCAUACACCAUCAACCACAGGAACUGUCAGGAAAACUGCAAGAACAAAAAUGUCCAAAUCAUCAACAAAGCGACUACCCACAGAGGCAUCAAUAUCUGACAAAGACAUCACCUCUACAGCAACGCUGCUGACCUUGACCAACACAACUGACCGAACAGUAUUUCACGUAGCUAUCCGUCCAGCUAACGCUCCCAACACCCUUGCCUCCAGUCUACCCCACGAGGGUGCUUUAGCAUCUAGGAAGGGCAACGAUGUCACAUCUCAGGAGUCAAAGGAAUCUGCACAAGGUUAUGAAAAGGACAUCAGGUUAGAAACGACGAAUGAAGUGCCAAAAGCAGAGUUCACAACGGUGAACGUCGAGGUGCCAAAAACACAGGAGGACUUGGAUGACUCUUUGUCCUCGUCCUCUUUGAUGGUUGUUACUUCUCAGUCUUCAACCACUGCCGCGUUCUCUGACAAGAACGCAAACACAAGAACUAGCAUCAUGGCAUCUGCACGUUCCCGUGUUCAGGACACUUCUUCGUUUGAUCUGCCUGAGGAUACGGCAUAUGCAUCCUCCUCUGAACCAACUGCGCCACUUUCAUACAAACUUGGCGAUAUGUCCACCACAAAACCAUCUGCAGUAUUUCCCACAACAGAAGAAAUGAGGAUGGAUAAGCUUAGUGCAAAAGCGACGGGAGAAUCUACCCUCUAUCCAACAACCAUCUUCCCAACGACAGAAAACACUGGUGCUAAAGAAAGAACCCCAUAUAACUUACAUACAGUCACCCCAAACCCAAGAUGACACAACAACUGACUAUCCUGUAAAAGCGAUAACUGAAGGAACUGAUGGCCAAAUUAACAGUGAAGUUCCUACAACUGAAGAGACGACUUCUCCGCUUGCUACAACAGAAAUGCACAACAUUGAGCAAUCUUCAACCAAAUCUGCUCAAAUCACCACUUCAGAAGACAGAGACUAUUUGACAUCCACAACGGCUCCUUACCUAUCAUCCACAUAUUUUGAUCCAUUUAUUCAGCCGUUGACUACAGAGCCAGAGCCAUUCCUACCAGAGACGGAUAUCUACAGUGAAACAACAAUAGUCAGCACCAUAGGACUAACUCCUGAAACCACUACUUCAGCAAACACCCCCGUCUCCCCUCUGCACUCCAGUCAACCUGUCUUCACAGAAUCCAAAACUGAUGGAGACAUGACUUCAACAUCUAACCAAAUAACCUUGGUCCCCACACUAGAAGACAUUACUAGUAAAUCAUCUGCAACAAAAGAAUCCACAUAUGGAGCUCUAUCCAGCCUCCCCACUACUGGUGAUGCCACUGUCCUUCCCACCAUUGACACGUCUGAGGAAACCACAUAUGACUUGAAUACAGUCAUCCCUACCCAACAGGACACAACAGCUGACCAUCCUGCAAGAACAACAUACAGCCCAUUCGAUGCCUCCACAUCUGACCUUGUUACCUUAGUCCCUACACUAGAGGACGCGAGCACCAAUCCGGCCAUGGAGACAACUUACUCUGCAAAAAAAGAAGACAACUCAACAGCUAGCCAUACUGAUGAAACAACAUAUGGCCAAUUUGAUGCCUCAACAUCUGAUCAUAUAACCUUAGUCCCUACACAAGAGUACACAAGCACCAAUCCAGCCAUGGAGACAACUUACUCUGCAAUAAAAAAAGACAACUCAACAGUUGGCCAUCCUUUAGAAACAACAUACGGCCAAUUUGAUGCCUCAACAUCUGAUCAUAUAACCUUAGUCCCUACACUAGAGGACACAAGCACAAAUUCAGCCAUCGAAACAACUUACUCAGCAACGAAAGAAUCCACAUCUGCAGCUUUUACCAUUGUCCCCACUCCCGAAGGCACCACUGUUGAACACACCGUUGACACAACUAACUCAAGAAACAUAGCUUCCACAUUUGAUCCAGUUACACUGGUCCCUACUCUGGAAGAAACUACCAUUGAAACAGGUUUCUCUCCAACUGGAGAAGGUUCUGAUGGCCAAAUUAACAGCGUGGUUCCAACCACUGAAGAAACAACAGUUUCUCUUCUCUUCACAACAGAAAGAACUGGCACAUAUCAGCUUAUCUACGGAACAGAAGAAGAAACAACAUCAUCUCAUGCCUCCGAUGUCACACCAGCUUCAGUCCAUACAGAAAACACAUUUAGUCCGUCCUCGUCUGUGGCAGAUUCUCAAGGCACAUUCAGUACUACUCCGUCCAUUUCAAAUACCUAUUCUGAUGCAGCAGAGAAAAGUAGUCAGGCAAUUGUCACAACUUUUCCUGGUGAGGGACAUCACUCUA
Molecule: messenger RNA, 2905 nt
Organism: Branchiostoma floridae (Florida lancelet)
Lineage: Eukaryota; Metazoa; Chordata; Leptocardii; Amphioxiformes; Branchiostomatidae
Product: location of vulva defective 1-like
Exons: 5
Coding region: 354-1397 (347 amino acids)
Source: RefSeq, a predicted model, not a curated record